Chenopodium quinoa (quinoa) is the source of this 1629-nucleotide messenger RNA. RefSeq names its product protein FAR-RED IMPAIRED RESPONSE 1-like. Gene Ontology annotation, biological process: regulation of DNA-templated transcription. Bases 1 to 1629 code for a protein of 542 amino acids. The transcript has 2 exons. The record is from RefSeq and is a predicted model, not a curated record. NCBI's taxonomy places the organism in Eukaryota, Viridiplantae, Streptophyta, Magnoliopsida, Caryophyllales, Amaranthaceae.
AUGGAUGUGGGUGAUGGUGAUCUUAAUCCUCCUGGUGUUGUUAAAUGUAUUAAUUUGGUUGAGGACGUAGUUGACCCCAACCUAGAAUUUGUUCAAGAUUCUGGCUGUGAGGGAAGCAUGGAAAAUAUGGAGUUGAAUCCGAGCUCAAACAUGUGUUUUGAAUCUGGUUGUGUGGGGAAUGGGAUAAGCAUGGAAAAUAUGGAACUGUUGAACCCUAGCUCUCCUCUCAUUGGAUCACAGCAGGUUGUCUACACAUCUCCUAUACAGACAGUUCGCACUGUCCAGACUGUUAAGACUGUUGUAUCAACUAAUGUGCCCCUUUUUGAACCUCCAAAGGAGGGUAUGGUAUUCAAGAGCUGGGAGGACAUAGAGGAGUACUUCAAAAUGUAUGCUUUUAGUAAUGGAUUUGGUGUAACUAGAGUGCAGGGUUCUUUUCCUAAGGCAACUAAGGAGCGUAGGGGUACUAGGUGGAGGUGUGAAUGCUGGGGUCCCCUGAACAUGAGGGCCCUAAGGGAGGCCAAGAAGAGGGCCAAAGCAAUGGAAGUCGGUGGAACUGGGGGCAAGGUAAACGGUGUAAUAAGGGUGGAUGAGCUGAAACAAGGAAAGAGAAAGUCUAAAAAUUGCUUUUGUCCUGCAAACAUUUAUGCAAGUGUUAACGAUGCGGGUGAGUGGGUUAUACGGUUAGCCGAACAAGAACAUCAUGGCCACAAACCAACCCCGACAAAGGCAAAUCUAGUGAAAGAGUACAGGUUGAAGCAUUACACUUCAUCUGUACGCAAGAAGCUAAUGAAGUUCUACGAAGAGGGUGUUCCUGUUAAGAAAACACAUGGAUGCUUGUCCCAUGAAAAAGACAAACUCCUUAAUGUGAAGGACCUAGAACACGAGGUAUACAAAGCUAAGAAGUUGAAAAUGGAAGGAGGCGAUGCCAUAACAAUGAUGAAGUAUUUUGAGAAGAUGCAAGCCGACAACCAAAACUUUUAUCAUGCACAUCGGUUGGAUGAAGAAGGGCGGCUAAAGGAUGUGCUAUGGGUGGAUGCUAGGAGUCGUGCGGCCUACGAAGAUUUCGGAGACGUGGUAUGUUUUGAUGCCACGUACUUGACCAACAACUACGAGCUCCCUUUUGCAAAUUUUGUUGGCGUGAAUCAUCAUGGUCAAUCAAUUCUUUUUGGAUGUGCCUUGGUAUCACGCGAAGAUUGUGAAACCUAUUCUUGGGUGUUUACGCAAUGGCUAGCAUGUAUGGGGAAUCGGGCACCCUUGGGAAUUCUUACCGAUCAAGCAGCAACAAUGAGAAGGCCGCUUGCAGAAAUUAUGCCAACAGCACGCCAUAGAUGGUGCAUAUGGCACAUUAUGCGAAAGCUUCCUGAGAAGCUUGGGAAAUGCGAGUUGUAUGCUGAAUUCAAAAAUCCUCUUAAAGCUCUCAUUUAUGAAAGCUUCACGGUUAAGGAAUUUGAGAGUCGGUGGCUUGAGUUUAUGAAGAAGUAUGGCCUGGAAGAAAAUGAAUGGCUAUGUGACCUGUUUGAAGAGCGUCACAUGUGGAUCCCGGCAUAUAUGAAGGAGUACUUCUGGGCUGGAAUGAAGACUACCCAACGUGUAGAAAGCAUCAAUAGCUUUUGUUUCGGGGUUUUCUGA